This is a messenger RNA of Osmerus eperlanus (European smelt), 3073 nucleotides long. RefSeq names its product plakophilin-1 (gene pkp1a). The coding region runs from base 213 to 2339 and encodes 708 amino acids. Gene Ontology annotation, cellular component: plasma membrane; nucleus; adherens junction. Gene Ontology annotation, molecular function: cadherin binding. The record is from RefSeq and is a predicted model, not a curated record. The transcript has 15 exons. Gene Ontology annotation, biological process: cell-cell junction assembly; cell-cell adhesion; intermediate filament bundle assembly. Lineage: Eukaryota; Metazoa; Chordata; Actinopteri; Osmeriformes; Osmeridae.
ACUUCGCACCUCCCUGUGAAAUUAUCUCUCACUGGGGCGCGGUCCCAUGGGUGGGGCUCUUUAUAGGUAAGAGAACACAUGUUAGACUACCAGGCGGAGACCAGACUGUGUAGUAACGCGGAACGGACAUUUCUACGACUGCAGAAAGUGUGGGUGAUUUUUUGUUGUACUAUUGUGUCCAACGAAUUGUUGCCUACCGACCAAUUGGUAAGAUGACGCUGGAGCCGUUGCGUUCGGCAAGGUCCAUUGGUAAUGUAGAGGACACAUCGCUCGCACUGCCUUCGGAUAGUAAGCUUCGCUCUGGGCAACAACGGGUGCUGGAUCAAGUUCAUACCAUUAAGAGGAGCAAGUCGAAACAAGGGAAGAACGGAUCACUCUCACCAGCAAGUCCUCAGAGUUUGUCUAUGUUUGCAGAGUUUGGUUCCUUCAAGUUCUCUCCCUCAAAAGCCAAUGGCACUUUCAGCAGGAGCAACUCUUCUGGAAAAGGAGCCAGCAACAAAGCGGUGAACGUACAGAAGAGCCGUUCUCUGUCUGUGGGGCGAAAACACUUCACCAGCUCCAGCCAAUGGGAGCAACAAAUGCAUUCCAAAAUCUGGCCCCAGUCACCCAAUGGGCUCAAGCCGAGUCGCAGUGACCCCGCCUUGGGCCUCGCCCCUGUGCCUGCCCCAGUACCCCAGCAACGAGCAAAGGGUCUAAAUGCAACCCUCCAGAAUCGCAACAUCUCCAUCACCAGUGGCAACAGCUUCCUGGUCAGCAGCCAAUCGCGCAUUAUCCAGCCACCCUCUGUCCUAUCGCAUCAUGAGACAAAGACCUCACUCACAGAAGUCACCAGGGCCACCAAGACUGAGCAGCAGUCAGAAGUGGACGCUACAGUCAGUAUGGCAGAUAUGACUCUGAAGGAGGCUGUGGAGUUCCUGGCCAGCCCAGAGGAGAACUAUCAGCAGUGUGGAGCCUCCUUCAUCCAACACACCACCUUCAAGGAGGACCGCUCCAAACAAGAGGUGCUGAAGCUUGGCGGAAUCCCCCCCCUGGUUGCCCUCCUGAGCAGUUCGCACCCAGCUGUCAGCCAGAGCGCCUCUGCAGCCCUCAGGAACCUGGUGUUCAGGGACCAGGCGAACAAGCUGGAGGUACAGGCCUGUGGGGGAAUAGACCACGCCUUGCAGCUGCUCAAGGAGACUGACUCCACGGAGACCCAAAAACAACUCACUGGUCUGCUGUGGAACCUGUCCAGCGCAGACGAGCUGAAGGGCGAGCUGAUAGACCGCGCCUUGCCUGUUCUGACCGAGAGCGUGGUGGUCCCCUUCACCUGCUGGUCGGAGAGCAGCGUCAAUCACAACAUCCACCCGGAUGUCUUCUACAGUGCCACUGGUUGCCUACGCAACCUUAGCUGUGCCCGGAUGGAAGAGAGACAGGCAAUGCGGGUGUGUCCUGGCCUCAUUAACUCUCUCAUGAGUUACGUCCAGUCUUGCAUUGCUGAAGACAACCCAGAUGACAAGUCAGUGGAGAACUGUGCGUGUAUCCUACAUAAUCUGACCUUCCAGCUAGAGAAGGAGGUCCCCCAGUGCUUCUCCAAGUUCAUCUCCUCAACAGAGCAGCCCUCAGGGGGACAAAAGAGCCCCACCAUUGGCUGCUUCAGCCCCAAGAGUAGCAAAAUCAACAGAGAGGAUAGUUUCAGUUACCCUGUGCCUGCGGAGGAGAGCGAGCCUGAAGGCGUGUCCUGGCUGUGUCACUCCAAGGCCAUGAAGAUGUACCUGUCUCUGCUCGGCUCCGCCCAGAAGGAAGCUACACUGGAGGCUUGCUGCGGAGCCCUGCAGAACCUCACUGCCAACAAGGGGCUGGUGUCAAGUGUGAUGAGCCAGACCCUGGUUCAGAAGCUUGGUGCUCUAGGCUAUGUAUCCCCCCUGAUCCAGUCUCCCAACCCCAGCCUGCAGAAGUCAGCCAUGUCUCUAGUGGGCAACAUCUCUCGCACUGCCAGCCUGCAAAGCACCAUGGCUAAACAACUUCUCCCUGACCUGGUCACCCUCCUAUCCUCUGGCAGCAAGAAUAUGGGCAACAAUGAUGACCUAAUGGCCACCACGUCUCAUACCGCCCGCAGUCUGCUAUUAGCAGACCCUGAGAUCGGCAAGAAAGUUGUUACUACAGACCUGGUGACGUCACUCUGUGACCUCAGUGAGAACGGGUCUUUUCCCAAGGCUAGCAAAGCAGCCUCCCUCUUGUUAUACAGCCUCUGGAAUGAAAAGACUAUGCAAGGGCUGCUGAAAAAGCUUGGAAUGAACAAGUCUGUGUUUGUCAAUGACACAACUACUGCGGUCCACAAGUCAGUGCAGGUCGUAGACUGAGAUUAGUCCCUGCAAGCUGGGACACUGCUGUGGACACCUUUUCUGAGACAAGAUGAUACCGGAGAAGCUUUUACAGAAUAAUAACAGUCGUUCUUCAGUUAAUGUCACAGGAAAAUAUACUUAAAUAGGCUAUGUGUUCAGUUAAUAACUUACUUUACUCAAAAGUAAGUACUUACUUGUUGUAUCAAACAGCUUAACACAGUUUAACAGUUUAAGGUGAUCAUAUUUGUAUUUGUUAAAAAAUUGACCUUAAGGCUGUGUUUGUGUAUGUCUGUGUGGAGCUUGCUAGUGUGUGAGGGAUGGGAGGCAUGUGUGUGGAUUGACAGUCAAAUUUUCAGUGUUAAGAUAACCGAUGAGGAAUGUAAUCCCGGAGAGGGAGUUUGUUGGUUGGCUGGAGAUACUCUAAAACUCAAUUUAGUUUAGAGUACGUUUGGGUUUAUAUACUUAUUGAAACAGUGGAAUUGUGCGUUUGAAGUCAAAUUUCACUUGCACAUGAUGACAGUUGAUAUAACCUGCAAUAAUUUAAAAGUAUGUUUUGCUUUGUGAAUGUUUUGAUGUUCCACACUGCUUUGCAACAUGUUUUGUUGUUACGAAAUUGAUUUAACACAAAUGUUAUCUAAAAUAGUAAUCCUGUUAUGAAACAGGAUUAUAUGUUAAAGAAUAUGUUAAUGUCUUCUGAAAGGCAAGAGCCUGCUCUCUAUUUAAACAUAAAAUAAAAAAAGAUUACAAAAUGA